Astyanax mexicanus (Mexican tetra) is the source of this 4729-nucleotide messenger RNA. RefSeq names its product lysyl oxidase-like 4 (gene loxl4). Gene Ontology annotation, biological process: peptidyl-lysine oxidation. The record is from RefSeq and is a predicted model, not a curated record. Gene Ontology annotation, molecular function: copper ion binding; protein-lysine 6-oxidase activity. Lineage: Eukaryota; Metazoa; Chordata; Actinopteri; Characiformes; Acestrorhamphidae. Gene Ontology annotation, cellular component: membrane. The coding region runs from base 308 to 2743 and encodes 811 amino acids. The transcript has 15 exons.
AUUAUUCAGUCUGCUUUUAUGUUUCAUAUUGUUCUCUUUACACUUCUUUACAGCUGUACUUCUGGUUCUUUAUAUAACAAUAAUCCAAGUACACUGAAUUCCUUCAGUUGAAAGCUGGUGAAUGAACUCGAAGCAGAAGAGAGGGGCAGAUGUGGGAGGGAUAGAGAGUGAUGGAGGGGAGGAGGGAGAACGAGGGACAGAGUGAGUGAGGACCUCAUCUCAGUGCUGCACUCUUUCCUUCAUUCACUUUCCCCUCAUCAGGGACUUAUGUGACUCCAAGCUGCCAGAGGACAAACUCGGAGCAGGCAUGGCGCUGGGCCUCUAUAUCUAUCUCUGUCUGCUGUCUCUCCUCCUCCUGCGCGCUCACGCGGUCCCCCGCUCGGGCGGCAGAACAGCGCGCGCUCCCGCCGCCUCCGCCGCUAAGGUCCGUCUGGCGGGAGUCGGACGCAGAGAGAACGAAGGGCGCGUGGAGGUUCUGCACAACAGCACGUGGGGAACCGUGUGCGACGACCAAGUGGACAUUAAACUGGCCAAUGUGGUCUGCAGAGAACUGGGCUUCCAGAGCGCGAUCACGUGGGCGCACAGUGCCAGAUAUGGAGAGGGAGAGGGUCCUAUUUGGAUGGAUAAUGUGCGCUGUGAAGGUACUGAGAAAUCUCUGAAAGACUGCAAGUCAAAUGGAUGGGGAGUCCACGACUGCAAGCACUCAGAAGAUCUGGGGGUGGUGUGCAGUCCUGAAAGGAGGCUGGACCAGGUGCACCCUGGUGUCUCUAGAAGAGGCCAUACCAUUUCUCUUAGAACCAAUAUUACCACCUCAAACCGGUGGCAAGACAUCUACUCCAGUCCAAGGUCUCCAGCUGGUUGGCAUGGGAAUGCUCACCCUCAAGACUUCUCCAGACAGCAGUUCUCCAGACAGCAGUUACAUUAUCCGUCCGGCAGUAAGGUGAAGAUCGAGGAGGUCCGUCUGCGGCCGAUUUUGAUGGUCACCAAGAAGCGUACAAUGGUGACAGAAGGAGUGGUGGAAGUGAAGCAUGCUGGGAGAUGGAGGCAGGUCUGCGAUAAAGGCUGGAGUCUGAACAGCAGCAGAGUGGUGUGCGGCAUGUUGGGAUUCCCUGAUGCAGCACAGCCCAACAUGAACACUUACAAAAAAAUAUGGGAUGAAAAAGUGAAAGAUCCAUCUACCAGGUUGAGUUUUAUGGCCAAAAAGAAGAGUUUCUGGAUGGAGAAGGUGCAUUGCCUGGGUACAGAGUUCAGUAUUACAGAGUGUCAUGCCCAGCUGUCCAUCCCCCGCAGCUCUGGACCCUGUAAGAGUGGCCGUCAUGCAGUGGCCCGCUGUGUACCAGGACCCCAGUUUGCACGCAUGUCCUCAGGAAGACCUCAAGCCCCACAUCCUAUCAAGCCUGUGGUGCGUCUAAAGGCAGGUCCUCGUCUGGGGGAGGGCAGGGUAGAGGUUCUGCGUGAAGGAAAGUGGGGAACCGUGGUUGACCACCUUUGGGAUCGUGUCUCAGCCAGUGUGGUGUGCAGAGAAUUGGGCUUUGGUACGGCCAAAGAAGCUCUUCCUGGAGCAUACAUGGGCCAAGGAACGGGUCCGAUUCACAUGAACUCAGUUCAGUGCACAGGAACAGAGCGCUCUAUCCUGGAUUGCUUCUUCCAAGAGGUCCAGCCCUGGACAUUCAAACACACCCAAGAUGCCUCUGUCAAAUGUAACAUUCCCAAGACAGGAGUGGAGACCACGGUGAGGUUAGCAGGGGGCAGGGAGGCAGGAGAAGGUCGUGUGGAGGUGCUGAUGGAUGUGGGGGGCAGGAAACGUUGGGGAGCAGUGUGCAGUGAGAACUGGGGAAUUAACGAGGCCAUGGUGGUCUGCAGACAGCUGGGCUUUGGCUUCGCUGCACGAGCCCAUCAGGACACAUAUUACUGGCAGGGAGAUCCUAAUGCUCAGGAGGUGCUGUUGAGUGGAUCUCACUGUGUAGGAACUGAACUGUCCAUCCAGCAAUGCCGUCGCAACAACCAUAUCCACUGCCCACGUGGAGGAGGAGCGAAAGCAGCUGGAGUCACCUGUUCUGAGACUGCCCCUGAUCUGGUGGUGGACUCCCAGCUGGUGCAGGAAACGGCAUAUCUGGAAGAUCGGCCACUUCACCUGCUCACCUGUGCUCAUGAAGAGAACUGCCUGUCCUCCUCAGCCAGACGCAUGAACUGGCCAUACGGCCACCGCCGCCUCCUACGUUUCUCCUCCCGUAUCAUGAACAUGGGAAGGGCUGACUUCCGGCCACGUGCUACACGAGAGUCCUGGACCUGGCACCAGUGCCACAGGCACUACCACAGCAUUGAAGUGUUCACACACUAUGACCUUCUCACGCUGAAUGGAACCAGAGUGGCAGAGGGACACAAAGCCAGCUUCUGUCUGGAGGACACAUACUGCCCUGAAGGACUUCAUAAACGCUUCUCCUGUUACAACUAUGGAGAUCAGGGAAUUUCUGUUGGUUGCUGGGACACUUAUCGUCAUGAUAUUGACUGCCAGUGGGUCGAUAUCACGGAUAUUAGACCAGGAGAUUAUAUAUUUCAGGUUGAAGUAAACCCUUCAUUGGACAUGGCUGAGUCUGAUUUUCUGAAUAAUGUAAUGCGCUGUAGAUGCAGAUACGAUGGCCACAGAGUCUUCAUGUAUGGCUGUCACACAGGAGAUGCCUACAGUGCAGAGGUUGAAGAUUUGUUUGAGCACCAACGGCAGAUCACCAACAACUUUAUCUGAGCUUUAUCUUGAGUGAGGAGUGAGAACAGCAUGUACUGGGGUGGUUCCUGGAAACAUGGCCACCAACACUAUGGACUUUGAGGAGAAUCUCCUCUUUACUGGCCACAAACCAACUAUCAACUGGACAACAGAACUCAGAACAAACAGAAACGGAGGAGGAAACUUACAGGAGACGAGGCUGUGUUUCAUUACUGUUUCCAACACGCCCUCAUAGACUUCCACUUAUGACUCAGAGGUGCUCAUGACCAAUAUCACGCUGAUGGCUACUUCAAGAAAGGGUGAGGAAGUUACAGUGAGGGAGGACAGUUUUCAGAGAGCACACAGAUUUAAUAACGCAAAUAAGCAAAGCAGCAUAAAAUGGAAAGCAAAUUAAUGACAUGUUAAGCUGCUUUGUUGCUAUUGUUUCUUUUAAACAUCUGCGCCAGUCAUCAAAUUUCAGUGCGUUUUGGGAAAGUUGUUGCUGUACACUAUAGUGAUGUUGACUAAAUCUAAUCCUCCAAACGGUCAUAUAAGAAACAUCAACAGAGCUGAUAAAGGAGUAGAACUGCCCUCAAACUGGCAGCAGUGUCAGUGAGAGCAUGUUUAAAACAGAAAUGGAACAGGACCAAACUCUACUAGUGAGUGGACAGACAGAGAAAAGAAAAUGGCAUGAGAUGUAGGAGCUACAUAGGCACCUUACUGUCUGACUAAAAGUUAAAAGUAUUAAUGCCAUUAGGCCAAUUAUUAGAUUUAUUUAUUUUUGGUUGAAACAUUGAGUGCAAGUAAUUGUACCUCUGCAUGAAAUGUGAAUUUUUAUUUUUAUUUUUUUGUUUAAACAGUUCAACAAAAUCUUUACUAACCCCACUUAUUUACAUAUUAUUUUCCAAAUAUGUUUACUUUACAGACUUUCCAGCUCAGACAUUUUUUUAUUAGCAUAGAUUCAGUUUUGUACUUUGAGUGAUGCACUUUAUGGACCAUCAGUAUUCUCUUGGAUAUUACUAGGGAUGCACUGAAAUUAAAUUUCUUCCACUUUUUUCACCAAUAAAUAAAAUAAAUAGCCUAAUGUAUAUUUGCCCUUAACAUUUUAAUAUGCCAGUAGAGAUACCAACAAAUGACAACAAACAUUUACCUCAGCAGUGCUAUUAUAAUCAUACAUUUAACUCAGCAGCACAAAUAUUUGGUGCAUCCCUUGAAAUUACCUAACUAUCACCAGGGAUCAGUUUGGGAAACCUUUAUUUCUUUCUUUUUUGUCUUAUUCAGUAUUCAGUAUUUAUCCCCUUAUAGUUCUUCCUUUCAUUGUGGUAACUUAUAUCCUGCAGUUUAAAACCUGUUCCUGAAGUGGUUAUAGAUUACAGUAUACAUUGUACAGUACAUGCUAGAGAUUAAUUUAUUUUAAACUUUAUUAAACUAAUGUUAUUUUUAAAUGGAGGAAAGGUUAUAUUAAUAGUAAUCUUUGAAUUAAGUUAGCAUAUAUAAUAAACAGCUGGUGUUUUAAUUCUAAAGCAUCUUGACUUUUUGGGGAGCUUUAACUCAGGCAGCAGCUUUGUUUUUAGCUGGUGAAAAACAGUCCCACUUGUAAAAGAACCAGUUACAGCAAUGCUAGAAACAGAAUAAAAACUUUAAUUAUGGGAUCUGCAUACAACUAUACUGCCGGCAACUCUGUAUUAAAGAGGAGAGGCCUGGAUGGAGGACAACAAAGUGCGUCUGGAUUUGCUGAGGCUCAGAAGAGCAGCAGCUAAAGCCUGACUCUGGCCUGUAACAAAGACCGCAAGUUUGACCUUAAUGAAAGACAACUUGGUGGAAGGGAAAAAUAUUUAUUUUUAAUUUUGUUAGCAAUAGCUUUAUUCUGUAUUGAUGAGUACUGUAUUCUUGUCUCAUAGCGCUAUAAUGUAUCAAUUUAGGUACUUUAUUCACUGUACAUCAUGGCUGUAACAGCAAUUCAUGUGCAUUAUAUGAGUUGACCUGUAUUUUUUUUCUACUAUGAAUCCUUGGCUUUUUUGUUGCUUU